This is a messenger RNA of Cydia pomonella (codling moth), 1505 nucleotides long. RefSeq lists its product as uncharacterized. The record is from RefSeq and is a predicted model, not a curated record. NCBI's taxonomy places the organism in Eukaryota, Metazoa, Arthropoda, Insecta, Lepidoptera, Tortricidae. The transcript has 2 exons. Bases 173 to 1219 code for a protein of 348 amino acids.
CGCGGCGGUCCAGUUUUAGGUUUCUUGUAAAUUUAAUUUCCAUUUUAAUAUUAUAGAUCAGGGAAUCAGUAAUUUGUAUAUAAUUUUUCACAUAGUUUGUAUAUAUUGUUGUAUUUGUAUAUAUAAUUAGUGUAAUUUCGUCGUAGUUGGUAAGUUUUUUCGUAUAUAUGUAAUGGGGGAUGACGAUCCUCCCGACCCUGGAGGUGAUAACCUCCAGGUCGGAAGUAAUGUUAUUAUCGAUUCAGCAAUGGACACGGACUCUUCUGUGGGGAGCAGAAGUGAAUUGAAAAGAAAUAAGAGUCACAAAAGAUGCAAAACAUGUAAUAAAAAAAGAAGGAAAAAUAAUGGCGGGGACUAUUCGUGCGAUUGUCAGAACAUCAUACAAGAAACCCAAGCUCCUUCAAACUCUAACAUUCAGGUUACCAAAAACUCUUCGGAUAACUUAAAUACAAAAAAUGACUCUUCUAAUACCAAGGUUGGCAGGAAUUUAUUUUCAUCUUCCGAUGUUGCUCCCUUCACGGUGCACGUACAAAUGAAACAAACAGAUGCAAAAUCAUCUCUGCACCCGGUGUCCUUUGGGAAAUUUUUACUAAAAAAAGGCUUCAGAAACAUUAUAAAUGGAAGUGUUAAGCGCAUUGGUAGGACACGUAUAGCGAUGUCGUUUUCAAAUUACGUUGACGCAAACUUAUUUGUUACUGAUACGUGUCUUGAAUCAGAAAAUCUUACCGCUUACAUUCCGUCGUUUUCUGUGACCCGUAUGGGCUUGGUUCGCGGUAUUCCAGCACAGUGGUCGGAGGAGGAAAUAGUUUCCAACAUUUCCGUGCCCAUGGGGUGUGGAAAAGUAUUAAAAGUACGACGUUUGAACCACAGAGUUGUGGUUAACGGUUCUGUUACCUGGCAACCCUCAGAGACAGUUGUAUUGACAUUUGACGGUCAAGUAUUACCGAAACGAGUCUUUUCAUGCUACAACUCUCUUGCCGUUGAAUUGUACAUUUUUCCUACCAUUCAAUGCUUUUUAUGCUGUAAAUUUGGACAUACCAAAAAUAACUGUCGUUCGAAGCCUAAAUGUUUCAAGUGCGGGGAAAUGCAUCCUGGAAAUACCUGUGCAGUGGAGGAGGAGGAUGCCAUUUGCUGUUUAUGCAAUGGCUUUCACUUUGCCACAAACAGGUCAUGCCCAGAACAUGUAAUUGUAACCUGUAUGACCGUUCUAUAUUAUUAAGACAGCUGUCAGAUUUAAAAGUUCCGUUUCCCACAUCUAUUAGAACACUCCUGUAUAUUAAUAAUUCUUCUCCAUAUAUAUUUAAAUCAUUGUAUUCAUUCCUUUCACGUCAUAAUAUAAAAUUAUAAUUUAUUAUAAUAUAUUACCAUUCCCUGAUCCUUGUCCAAAUUCCGACAUAUCCGUUAUAAUGUAAUCCUUUAAUUCCGUUUCCCCGUUUUACUCGUUUGGCUGAAUGCGCCAGGAGCGCGAUGCCAUAAAAAAAAAAAAAAAAAAAAAAAAAAAACGA